This is a messenger RNA of Cryphonectria parasitica EP155, 1188 nucleotides long. RefSeq lists its product as uncharacterized. Bases 1 to 1188 code for a protein of 395 amino acids. The record is from RefSeq and is a predicted model, not a curated record. Lineage: Eukaryota; Fungi; Ascomycota; Sordariomycetes; Diaporthales; Cryphonectriaceae. The transcript has 5 exons.
AUGGAUGUCCGGGGCAGCUUCCCGGCGCUGGGCGAAAAACAGGUCUUCUUCGACAACGCUGGAGGCAGCCAGAUCCUAGGAACCGUGAUCGACUCCAUACGGGAUUACUAUGUGAACAGUAACGUACAGUUGGGCGCAACGUACCAUACCGGGAAGACAGCAAACACGCGAUACGAGAAUGCAUACCAAGCCGCAGCGAAGUACAUCAAUGCCUCUCGGGACGAGAUAGUCCUGGGGUCCUCGACGACCCAGCUAUUCCGCAAUACCUCCGCCACCCUCACGUUCCAACCAGGCGACGAACUCAUCCUCUCGGGCAUCGACCACGAGGCCAACAUUGCGCCGUGGGUGGACCUCGCCGAGCGGCAGAGCCUGAUUAUCAAAUGGUGGAAGCCUAGCUCCAGAGACCAGCCCAGGCUUACUGCGGCAGACCUCGGGCCCUUGCUCUCCUCCAAAACCCGCCUGGUGACAUGCACCCACGCCUCCAAUGUUCUGGGCACCAUCCACGAUCUAAAGGCCAUCUCGACUACUAUCCACGCCGCCGCGCCGAGCGCUCUCGUGUGUGCCGACGCCGUGGCGUACGCGCCACAUAGGAAGCUCGACGUCCAGGAGACGGGCGUAGAUCUGUAUUCCUUCAGCUUCUACAAGGUCUAUGGCCCGCACAUCGCCAUGCUCUACGCGAGGCGUGAUACUGCACAGAAGCAGAUGCGGAGCCUGGGCCACUUCUUUAACCCCCACGAGACGCUCGAGAACAAGCUGGGUCUUGCGGGGGGAAGCUACGAGCUGAUGAGCGGGAUCCCGGCCGUGACGGAGUAUAUCGAGUCCGUGGGCUGGGCAUCCAUCAUGAAGCAGGAGGCCGAGCUGCAGCGGACUCUGCUAGAGUAUCUCAACGGGAGGCCAGACGUCAAGGUCCAUGGGGAACGGAGUGCUGACGGAGAGGUGAGGGUGCCGACGGUGAGCUUCACCGUGGAGGGAUGGGACUCGAAAGAGCUUGUCGAGGCUGUUGAGAAGGGCACGCCGUUUGCCUUCAGGUGGGGCGCUUUCUAUUCCAACAGAUUGGUGCAUGACUUCUUGGGCUUGGACAAGAGUGGUGUUGUGAGGGUCAGCCUCGUGCACUACAAUACACUCGAGGAGGUGAAGGUGUUCAUUACCGCGCUAGACAGAACACUGUCCCAGAAUAAAGACACUUGA